Molecule: messenger RNA, 1068 nt
Organism: Fusarium odoratissimum NRRL 54006
Lineage: Eukaryota; Fungi; Ascomycota; Sordariomycetes; Hypocreales; Nectriaceae
Exons: 2
Coding region: 175-1068 (297 amino acids)
Cellular component (GO): nucleus; cytosol; cytoplasm
Molecular function (GO): arginase activity; manganese ion binding
Source: RefSeq, a predicted model, not a curated record
CAAAUGUCAGUCAUAACGUUAUCUGCGGGGCCAAAAUAGAAUCCACUCACUGAUGAGCUCGUUUGUGACGUAUUUAAGGUUUGUCUCCUCCAACUUGUCCUGUUUUUCUCACAAAGCCAAUAUUAACCAGCCUUUGCUAAUACGAUCGACCACUACUCGGCGCGCCGAACCAUUAUGCCGCUCACUUCUAUUACCAUUAUCAUCGCUCCCUACCAUGUAGGACUUUACGACCACCGUGUUGGCGGCGGCCCUCUCCGCAUCAUGUCCCACGGUAUUGAUAAAGAGCUCUCUAAAUUGGCGCCUGUAUCCUUCAUCAACAUUGGCCCCGUUGACGAAUUCGAGGGUGAGAUUGGUCGAACAUUUGAGAUCCUCCGCCGUAUUUCGAACGCCGUGUCUAAAGCCGUCUCAAAUAACUCGUUCCCCUUGGUUCUUUCCGGAAACUGCUACGCCAGCACCGCGACAAUGGCUGGCCUUAACCAAGCAAGACCUACCUCAUCCACCGCUAAGACUGGGGUAUUAUGGCUCGACGCCCACGACGACCUUGACACUCCCUCAACACACGAAAAUGGCUACCUCGAUGCCAUGGCCGCUUCGAUGAUGACCGGCACCAGCUGGCAUACUUUGAUGAAGACUGUGCCCGGUCACCAACCCGUUGAUGUGAAACGCAUGAUAUAUUGUGGGCUGCGAGACGUUUCGGAGAUCCAACGCGAGACAGUCAAAGAUGCUGGAAUUGAUGUCAUUUGGGGUGAUGCGAAUAAGAAGGUGGAUUUUACAUCUGCUCUGGCUGAGACUUUAGACAGAAGGGAUGACAUUCAGGAAGCACACAUCCACUUCGACUUGGAUGUUCUCGAUGACUCUCUGGGCCGUGUUAAUGAGUUCCCUUCGCCUGGCGGCUUUCUACCCAAGGAUGUUAUGGGUUUGAUGGAUAUGAUACCCACCAAGAUUAACCCAACUUCGCUAGUCGUUUGCUCCUUUAAUCCGCGCUUAGAAGGAGGAGAUACAGUAGCCAGGCUUGCUUGCCAGGCUAUUUAUCGACUUCGAGAAAAGGGGUAUAACUCGGGUGUUUAA